This is a messenger RNA of Pollicipes pollicipes, 466 nucleotides long. RefSeq names its product elongin-B-like. Lineage: Eukaryota; Metazoa; Arthropoda; Thecostraca; Pollicipedomorpha; Pollicipedidae. The transcript has 4 exons. Gene Ontology annotation, cellular component: VCB complex; elongin complex. Gene Ontology annotation, molecular function: protein binding. The coding region runs from base 98 to 454 and encodes 118 amino acids. The record is from RefSeq and is a predicted model, not a curated record. Gene Ontology annotation, biological process: transcription elongation by RNA polymerase II.
GGCUGAUUGGUGGACGGGCGGCUGAGAAAAGGAACUUAGUACUGUUGUUUCCUCAGGGAAUUAUUCUCGUUUAGUUUACUUAGAAUAAACCCCAGCCAUGGACAUUUACAUGAUGAUCCGGCGCCAGAAGACCACCAUCUUCACCGACGCCAAGGAGAACACGUCCGUGGCGGAGCUGAAGCGAAUCCUGGAGGGCAUCCUGAAGGUGGCGCCCGAGAACCAGAAGCUGCUCAAGGACGAGACCGAGAUGGAGGACACUAAGACGCUUCAGGACUGCGGCCUGACGUCAUCGACGGCGCAGGCGCACAAGCCGGCCACACUGGUCCUUUGCUUCCGGCAAGAGGAUGGCGAGUUUGAGGCCCCCGAGGUGGUGCCCUACUCGACGCCGCCUGAGCUUCCGGACGUGAUGCGGCCCCAGCAAGAGACGGCCCCCGCCGAACAGAUCGCCUCGUGAAGCUCCCGUAUG